Molecule: messenger RNA, 1679 nt
Organism: Musca vetustissima
Lineage: Eukaryota; Metazoa; Arthropoda; Insecta; Diptera; Muscidae
Gene: Lcch3
Product: gamma-aminobutyric acid receptor subunit beta-like
Exons: 8
Coding region: 94-1581 (495 amino acids)
Biological process (GO): monoatomic ion transmembrane transport; signal transduction; nervous system process
Cellular component (GO): GABA-A receptor complex; membrane; neuron projection
Molecular function (GO): extracellular ligand-gated monoatomic ion channel activity; neurotransmitter receptor activity; GABA-A receptor activity
Source: RefSeq, a predicted model, not a curated record
GGCCUGCCCGAAUACUUAGAACAGCUAUGGAAUGAACAUUAAGGAGCAUCGCACAGUAUCCAUACUCAAGUAUCCUUUUCACGAACAAACAAAAUGCUAAGAACUGUUGGCACAACAAUAGCCUGCAGUUUAAUCAUUAUGCUGGUGCUUCAUACAACCCCCGUCAGAUGUAAACGAAGAGAAAUGAUUGCCGGCCGACUGGAAAAUGUCACUCAGACCAUAACAAAAAUACUGAAGGGCUAUGACAUUCGACUAAGACCGAACUUUGGUGGAGAGCCCCUUCACGUGGGAAUGGAUCUGACAAUAGCAAGUUUCGAUGCAAUUUCAGAAGUCAACAUGGACUAUACAAUUACCAUGUAUCUGAAUCAGUAUUGGCGCGAUGAGCGGUUGGCAUUCAAUGCCUAUGGUCCCUACUAUGAUGACGAUGCGGAUGAUGAUGGUGUCAACGAUGUGCUAACACUCUCAGGCGAUUUUGCAGAGAAAAUUUGGGUGCCGGAUACAUUUUUUGCCAAUGAUAAAAAUAGCUUUUUACACGAUGUUACCGAACGCAAUAAACUGGUACGAUUGGGUGGAGAUGGAUCCGUUACCUAUGGCAUGCGAUUUACAACAACACUAGCCUGCAUGAUGGAUUUGCACUAUUAUCCCCUGGAUUCACAAAACUGCACCGUAGAAAUUGAAAGCUAUGGUUACACUGUCAGCGAUGUCGUCAUGUAUUGGAAGCCAACACCAGUGCGCGGUGUAGAGGAUGCCCAACUGCCACAAUUUACAAUAAUCGGCUAUGAGACAAACGAUCGCAAAGAACGCCUUGCCACUGGGGUGUACCAACGUCUGUCGCUAUCCUUUAAGCUGCAGCGCAACAUCGGCUACUUCAUCUUCCAAACAUACCUGCCAAGCAUUUUGAUUGUAAUGCUCUCUUGGGUUUCAUUUUGGAUAAAUCACGAGGCAACUAGUGCUCGUGUGGCGCUAGGCAUUACCACUGUCCUUACUAUGACUACCAUAAGUACGGGAGUUCGCAGUUCCUUACCGAGGAUAUCAUAUGUCAAAGCCAUAGAUAUUUAUCUGGUCAUGUGUUUUGUGUUCGUAUUUGCUGCCCUACUGGAAUAUGCGGCCGUCAAUUAUACGUAUUGGGGUAAACGAGCUAAAAAGAAAGUGAAACGUGGUAAAGAUGGUGAUAGUAAAAAAUCAGGGAAACCUGACAAAUCUGAGACCUGUUCGACUGCCGAGGAUAUCAUCGAGUUACAAGAUGUUCGCAUGAGUCCCAUACCAUCACUGCGCAAGGGUAACUAUAACAGCACACUAAAUUCUCUGGGUGCAGAAACAUUGGAUUUGGCCAAAUUUCCACCGAGUUUUCGAAUUGCACGCAACUAUGGAACCACAAGUCGUUCAAAUCUUAGAUACCGGGGCCAGAGAGGCAAUAAACCUCGUGUAAUACAUGCCCUGAAAAAGGGCGCAUCUGCCAUUAAAGCCACCAUUCCCAAAAUCAAGGAUGUCAACAUCAUCGAUAAAUAUUCACGCAUGGUUUUCCCCGUUAGCUUUAUGGCCUUCAACCUCGGCUAUUGGCUUUUUUACAUUUUGGAAUGAUAGUACAUCCAAACACUUCACACUUCCAAGUAGAGGCCAUGAUACCCCUUCUUCUGUAGUGUGUAGUGUUGGUACCGCUGCCGCAAAAAAAAAAAACA